AUGGAUUGCAAUACAAGAGGUUUGCUUGAUUUCUCUCUGCUUUCUGUUUGGUGCGCAGGUGACUGCCAGCUGCAAACACAUUGUCGAAUCCAGAAGUGCACCACAGACUUUGUCUCCUUAACUUCACAUCUGAACUCUGCUCUCGAUGGCUUUGAUUUGGAGUUCUGCAAGGCCCUGCGGGCGUACUCUGCCUGCACCUACCGCAACUCCAAAGUAUGCCGGGGGAACCUCGUCUACCAUUCUGCGGUGCUUGGGAUCAGCGACCUCAUGAGCCAGAGAAACUGCUCCAAGGAUGGACCCACAUCCUCGACUAACCCCGAGGUGACCCAUGAUCCCUGCCACUACAGUGGCCGCGCAGGAGCCAGGGACCACCGGGGAGGGGAGCAGACUUCUCCUCCUACUUACCUAUUUUGUGGCUUGUUUGGUGAUCCUCACCUGAGGACUUUUAAGGAUCACUUCCAGACGUGUAAGGUGGAAGGGGCUUGGCCUCUCAUAGACAAUAACUACUUAUCAGUGCAAGUGACGAACGUGCCCGUGGUCCCAGGAUCCAGUGCUACUGCUACAAAUAAGAUAACUAUUAUCUUUAAAUCGUACCAAGACUGCACAGAUCAGAAGGUGUAUCAGGCAGUGACUGAUGACUUACCGGCAGCCUUUGUGGAUGGCACAACAAGUGGAGGUGAUGGUAACACCAAGAGCCUGCGAAUUGUGGAAAAAGUCAGCGGCAAAUACGUCGAAAUGCAUGCCAGGUACAUUGGGACCACAGUGUAUAUACGCCAGCUUGGGCGCUACUUAACGCUGGCCAUCCGCAUGCCUCAAGAGUUGGCUAUGGCCUAUGAGGAGAGUCAGGACCUGCAGCUGUGUGUGAAUGGUUGCCCGUCAAGUGAACGUAUCGAUGACAGCGGCCACUUGCCGCUGCCUGUGAUGGGGCAGUUACUGCCCCAGGCAGGCGCUGCUCAUCCCCGCUCAGUGUACACACUGGAAACUGCCACCACCAAAUGUCAUGAGAAGAUGCUGGUGAAGGACAUCUAUUUUUACUCAUGCGUGUUUGACCUGCUCACCACUGGUGACGCUAACUUCACAGCUGCUGCUCACAGUGCCUUGCAGGAUGUGGAGGCAUUGCACCCCAGAAAAGAGCGCUGGCAUAUCUUUCCCAGCAACGGAGGUGGUGGCGUGAGCAAGGGUAGCAAAUUGUUUGUCAGUCUUGGACUUGUGUCCUUGAUCCUUGUUGCGUUUUUGUAGGGUUUUUUUUGUCUAUAACAAAGUUUUGAAAUAUAUAUUGUCAUAAUAUAUUGAGUAAAGAUGAGUAUAUAUGUAUAUACCAUGUAUAUGAAGGGAUGUUUUGUCUUGGGACACCCACCAGAUUGUACAUAUUGUGUUACUGUUUUCAUGUAUGUUGGAUGUAGUAUUCUUUGUAUCUAUUUGUUUUGCAGUUGGUGAAAUGUUUUAUAAUGUCCCUGCAUUGGGACCUGAUAGAAAGCACUUUAUUUUUUAUAUAUUAAAUAUUUAUGUGUGUAUCUGAGUAAUUAUGUAUUAUACAUAGACACAUGUACGUACAAUACCAGUGCUCCCUCUAAGUACUACUUUGUUUAAAAACAAAAUUUUUUUAUUAUAUUUGGUUUUUUUUCCUAUC
This is a messenger RNA of Struthio camelus australis, 1630 nucleotides long. The record is from RefSeq and is a predicted model, not a curated record. Lineage: Eukaryota; Metazoa; Chordata; Aves; Struthioniformes; Struthionidae.